Brachypodium distachyon (stiff brome) is the source of this 2342-nucleotide messenger RNA. Its product is annotated as putative box C/D snoRNA protein SPCC613.07. Lineage: Eukaryota; Viridiplantae; Streptophyta; Magnoliopsida; Poales; Poaceae. Gene Ontology annotation, cellular component: pre-snoRNP complex; nucleus. The transcript is spliced from 5 exons. Gene Ontology annotation, biological process: box C/D snoRNP assembly; snoRNA localization; maturation of LSU-rRNA from tricistronic rRNA transcript (SSU-rRNA, 5.8S rRNA, LSU-rRNA). Bases 125 to 1801 code for a protein of 558 amino acids. The record is from RefSeq and is a predicted model, not a curated record.
CUUUCCAGUGCAACGGUCACCGCCGAGCGGCCGCACGGCAUCGCAGCUAAACCCUUGUUCUCACUAAACCCUAAAAUUCUCGGGCCACGGCCGCCAGGCUCCUCGACCCGCGGAAGACUCGAGCAUGGCGGAGGAGCAAGGUGGGAGGGAGGCGCCACCCGCGGCAGACUCGAGCAUGGAGGAGGGAAGGGACCCGUCAGCGCAGGACCCGCCUCCCAAAUCCGCCGCCGCCUCCAGCUCCGGCCCCGGGCCCGGCGUCGGCGGGAAGGGCUCCCCGUGCGAGGAGUGCGGGGAGCAGCCCUGGAAGUACCGGUGCCCGGGGUGCUCCCGCCUCACCUGCAGCCUCCCCUGCGUCCAGUCCCACAAGCGCCGCACCGCCUGCUCCGGCAAGCGCCCCCGCACCGACCCCGUCCCGCUCUCCCAGUUCGACGACGACCGCCUCCUCUCCGAUUACAACCUGCUGGAGGAGACGAGCCAGGUGAGGGAGUCGGCCCACAGGCUGAUCAGUGGCUUCGGCCGCAACUACGGAGGCGGCGGGGGAGCCCAGCUGCCCACGUGGCUCUUCUUCCUCCGCAAGGCGGCGCAGCGCAGGGGCGUCCGGCUCUUCUUCCAACCCAGAGGCAUGACCCGGAGAGAGCAGAACCGUUCGCGCCACUACCAGAGAAAGGACUGCAUAUACUGGACACUUGAGUGGAGGUUUAAUUCAACAGAUGUUGUCGUAACUGACCAUGAGAUAGAUGAGCAUGCAAGCUUGCUAUCGUUAUUGGAAAAACAUCUGAGUCCUACUCCUUGCAAGGACCAGCUUACACCAUAUCGCAAUGCCGAAUUGCGUGAUUUGAAACUGUUCAUUCAGAAGUCUGCCAAGGAUUCAAAGUCACCAUACCGUCAACUCAAUAUAGAAGAACCCUUGCACUCCCAACUGAGGGGCAUUCUUGUUGUCGAGUACCCAACCAUUAACGUCUUUCUUCCAUCAGAUAGUUAUGACUUUAAAGUUGAGAAGUUUGUAAACAAGAUUAGUAGAAAUGAACAUCCCCCUGGCAACACAAAUGAUAGCCCUCCUCUAGAAGGCACUGAGUUUCAUGAGGAAGAAAUAGAGGAAGGCGAGUUGACAUCAGAGACACAGGUUAUAGAUCUCAAGGAUUGUGGAACUUCACAUAACUCUAGUCUUUCUUCAGUGAAGGUUACAAGUGAACCUAAGAUAGAUAGCAAGGCAGAUUCUUCAGUGCUGUCAUAUAUCCGCCGUCUGGCACUUAAUCAACCUAGCAAGAUUGCACCCAAUACAAUUUCUGGGGCUCCCAAGACUAAAUCUUGCACGAAAGUCUAUCUGCUGGACUCGGAGGAAAGAGCUGAUGGUGCAUCAAGCUUAGAAAGUCCGGCCACAGAACUCAAGGACCAUGUGACUUCACACCUUGGCAAUAUUGCUCCAGCAAAAGGUACGAUUAUACCUAGCACAGAUUGCGGGACAGAUUCUUCAGUCCCGGGUGAUGCUCAGGAAGAAUAUGGUUGGCAAAGCAAGCUGACACCAAAUGCGACACCUGAAGCUCAAAAGCGGAAAUCCAACAUGAAAGUUCAUCCAGUGGACACUGAGGAAACCCAGGGGCUAGCCUCAGAGGUGUCCAACCUGGAGUUUGAUCUGGAUAUGAAAGAUUCUUUCGAAGAUCUGUUUGGGGACUUCAAUCCUGAUGAUUUCCUGAACUUUGAUCCUGAAAUAAUGGAUGAAGAUGAAUCUGGAGAAAUAAGGUCCCUUUUUAAUAUCUGGGACGAUUUAGAGGAAGGGGAAAUUCCUUCACCAUUGUUGUGAAGAACCUGGUACUCAGAUUCUAUGCAAGGGAGAUUAUUCCUUCACCAUUGUGGUGGAGAACCUGGUACUCGGAAUCUAUGCAAGACUGGAAUUUAUUCAAGACUUGCAAUGAUACUGCCGACUGGAAAAGUCCAUCUCCCUCAUCAAACACUCCUAUACAUUUGUUUUGCCAGGAGUAUUUCUGGAGCACUCCUGUGUACCGCUAUCUGCCUAGCGCCUCUUGAGAGUUCUUCAGGUGCUAUUUCUCUUAAUUCUUUUUUUUUCUUUUGUCCCGUUAGUUCUUGGAGCAGCAUGGACUGUCAUUCAAGUUGUUUAGCUUGUCCGGUCCUAAGCUGCAGAAAUUUUGGGGUUGUGACUUUGGCAAGGCCUGCCUGUAGUUGCUACUACCUAGCAACCAUGAACUGAAUGAAGCCAGUGGGCAAUACCAUCAGAGUUGUAUGUAAAAUGGUGUUCUGCAGAUGUUGUGAUCGCAGUACACAUCGACUUGUUGCUGAUCAGUGCCCCUGGUUGUGCUUUUAUCUGUGAUCAUUUUCGCUGGCUU